Messenger RNA from Theileria equi strain WA, 759 nucleotides. RefSeq lists its product as hypothetical. The record is from RefSeq and is a predicted model, not a curated record. The coding region runs from base 1 to 759 and encodes 252 amino acids. The transcript is spliced from 7 exons. NCBI's taxonomy places the organism in Eukaryota, Apicomplexa, Aconoidasida, Piroplasmida, Theileriidae.
AUGUAUACUAGAUUUAUGUACAAUAAUGUCUCCAGAGCUUGCAUAUCUAUAUUCCGCAACUCUUCGGCACAACCAAAGCAAAUUGAACGUACUGAGAUUGGGAAAGCUCUAUAUCCUAAUAGAAAAGAGGAUAAAACAGGUGUUUCCAGACUAUGGGAUAAAGUGAAGAGCUUAGUUUCUUCAGAUUCUGAAGAUCCAGACGCUGAAACUGAGAAAUAUUUCCAAUUUUCGGUGGAAAGGCUUAUGGCCUCCCCUGGCCGAUUCACAUUUGAGAAGUUUCAUACGUAUCUUGAGGAACUUUGUACCAAACUGAGGAUCAUUGGAAAACGUACUAUACCAGAGAGUGACAUAACAGGACCUUUACUUCAACUUAGAAACCAAUAUCGCAUGAUGUCAGUCUUGACAAAAACUGAGCUGGAAUCAGAUUCAUAUAAGGUGUUCAGCUUUGAAAAUAAACGUCUUAUAGCCCAAGCUACUAAUUUAACUAUAAAUGAUGUCGAAGAAAUGCUACUACAUCAUGAUGUCUGCAAAACGGAUCGCACAUGGUAUUUUAGGAGACUCGCUUUGGGACGCUCGCUUCCUUCAUCGCAUUCUGAGAGAGAAUUUUUAGCAUACCAACGCCCUAUAGGUCGCUUAGCGCAACAGUCAUAUCCAAAGACAGACUCUCUCGAGGCUAUAAAGGUCAGAGAAACCUGGGAGAAAAUACCAUACAAAAAACAACCGUAUGUGUUAUCCACUAUACUAAAAGCGAUAAUAUAG